This is a messenger RNA of Penicillium taxi, 963 nucleotides long. RefSeq names its product HNH endonuclease signature motif containing protein. The transcript is spliced from 2 exons. The record is from RefSeq and is a predicted model, not a curated record. NCBI's taxonomy places the organism in Eukaryota, Fungi, Ascomycota, Eurotiomycetes, Eurotiales, Aspergillaceae. The coding region runs from base 1 to 963 and encodes 320 amino acids.
AUGUCGGAAAGAUCCGACAGCUCGACGCAGUCUAAUCUAUCGGGAUUCACCGAAACUACCAAAUUUGCGAUCCGAGCCAGGGACAAUAACAAAUGUUGGGCUUGCAUGUCACCAGAUGUCGAAUUUGCCCAUGUCAUGGCUAGGGCCGAUCGCCAGUUUCCACUUUGGGUCUCAGCGGGCUUAGUUGACUACAAGCUAUCAUCCGCCGAAAAUGGGAUAUCAUUAUGUCCCACAUGCCAUGACCAAUAUGAUCGAUACGAGGACCCCGGCUUUUUAAUCCUGCCAUCCGACCUUCAGUUUUUUGUCAACUUUGAAAUGAACGAUAAAAAACGGAGAGAGAAAGAGGCCAAACCCAUUCGACAGAUCCCGUCCAAGGAGGAUUACCUUAAACAUUGUAUCCAACUUGGACGAGUACCACCCGGCUCCCAGGGUGGCCUAUAUGACCGAGUGAUGUUGAAGCAUAUCACGCCGCAAGUCCCUUGGGAUAUCUAUCGGUCGCCCCCCGCAAAAAUCUGGGGAGGAUCGCCAGUGGCGACUCUUCGUCGUGCCAUACUCGGAAUUCUCAGCAGUCGGGCAGCCACGAUAGAUUCUAAGGUUCUGUCCGAUUUGACGAAGCUAAGAAAUUUAUACUUCACCCCUGGGACGUACAACCCUAUCAACCCCAACAUACAGGAGCCCCCUCCAUCAUUUAUAUCUCCGCCGGGUCCAUCUACUCUCGGGAUUGCCGAGAAUUUCCUACCUCCAUCUCCAGAUCCUCCAGGUCCUUCGCUGGGUCCUCCGCCAGAUCCUCCGGAUCACAAUCACUCGAAAAAACGGGCCAUAGAGGACCAUAUGCCAGAGAGCAACAAGAGGAUCAAACAAGAAAAACUUCCUGAGGUCUCGGACAUCCAGGAAACCUUCAACCUUGGAUCAGACUGGACGGCCAAUGAUAUUUGCCGACAAUGGGCACAUCUAUGUGCCUAG